AUGUUCCAACAGCAUAGAUCUUUAGUCGAGUGUGCGCAGAGAAUCUUAACCGCCGCGAAAGAGAUAGAGCAGAGAGACAGCAACUCGGACCUUGUAACACAGUCUCGUAGAGCUAUCGCAGAAGCUACGCAGGAGUUACAGAACAUCGUUCUCACACCAUCAGAACUCCUCGAGCACCAUCAAAUCAACUACCAAAACCUUUCCUGCUUGCGAUGGCUCAUUCGCUUCAACAUUUUCAACCUCGUCUCCGCUGACGGGUCGCCAAUGCCGUACUCAGAACUUGCCAUGCUUGCGGGCGUUCCCCUUGCGCGCCUACAAUCCGUCGCGCGCAUGGCGAUGACCAGCGGUCUCUUUGUUGAACCAUCACCGGGCCUCAUUUCCCACAGCGCAUUGUCGGCACCCUUCGCGACGGACGAAUCACUUCGCGAUUGGGCGCGCUUCAUGACAACGUACAGUGCCCCGAUGGCCAGCGGCAUGGCCGAGGCAACGGUGCGGUGGGGCGAAACAUAUGCGAAGCAUCAGACUGCCUUCAACGUCUCGUUUGAUACGGAAUUGCCGUGGUUCGACUACGUCAAAGCGACACCAGGACUGCCUGAAGAGUUUGCAGGCUACAUGCGCGCCAUGGGGCACAGCACGAGCGGACGGCUGCAGCACCUGGUCGAAGGAUUCGACUGGGCGUCUUUGGGUCGUCAUGCAGUGGUCGUUGAUGUUGGCGGGUCCACGGGCCAGGCGUCUAUUGCACUGGCUGAAGCAUUCCCAGACUUGCAGCUUGUGGUGCAGGACCUGCCUGAAGUGGUCGCUGUAGGAGCGGGGAUGCGCAGGAAUGUGGGUGUCAAUAAGGGUUCGGAGUCCGAAGUUACUGCAAGGAUUGAGUUCGAGGCGCAUGACUUCUUUGAUCCGCAACCAGUAGUCACGGGUGCGGCAGCACCUGCGGUUUAUCUGCUGAGGAAAAUAUUGCACGAUUGGCCGUUUGAGCGCGCAAGAGUCAUUUGCCAGCAUCUUGCUGAUGCUUUGCUCGCGAACCGGAACCCUGAUGCUAUGGUUGUCAUCAUGGACACGAUUCUACCGCCGCCUGGCACUGUUGGACAUUUGCAAGAAGCUGGACUACGUGUGCGUGAUCUGACUAUGGCGCAGUGCUUCAACAGCAAAGAAAGGGAGCUAUUGGAGUGGGAAGAGCUUCUGGGAAGCACGUCUCCGCCAUUGAUCAUCAAGUCGUGGAAACAGCCAUUGGGUAGUGCUAUGGCUGUCAUGACAGCUGCGAUCAAGCCAUUUUGA
Parastagonospora nodorum SN15 is the source of this 1275-nucleotide messenger RNA. RefSeq lists its product as hypothetical. The record is from RefSeq and is a predicted model, not a curated record. The transcript has a single exon. Gene Ontology annotation, molecular function: O-methyltransferase activity. Bases 1 to 1275 code for a protein of 424 amino acids. Lineage: Eukaryota; Fungi; Ascomycota; Dothideomycetes; Pleosporales; Phaeosphaeriaceae.